Molecule: messenger RNA, 687 nt
Organism: Schistosoma haematobium
Lineage: Eukaryota; Metazoa; Platyhelminthes; Trematoda; Strigeidida; Schistosomatidae
Exons: 1
Coding region: 1-687 (228 amino acids)
Source: RefSeq, a predicted model, not a curated record
AUGUCCAUGGGUUCCAUCUCUGUACCUUUACCUGUCUUUAAACCACGAAAGUCCGAACUCUGGUUUGCACGUUUAGAAAGCUUUUUUGUUGCAAACAGAAUCACAAAUCAGAGCACGAAAUUUAGUUACGCAAACUCAUUGCUACCGGACGACGUUAUUGAACAAGUGCCUGACAUCGUUUUUAAGCCGGAUCCCGACUCAUCAUACGAUUGUCUAAAAAGGGAGGUCAUUCGUGUUACAUCUCUCACCGACCAGCAGACAAUCGAUCAACUUUCAGUUAAUGUGGAGCUAGGUGGCAGUACACCAUCUCAAUUAAAACGCCAUAUGACAAAUUUAUUAGCAAAUCGUACAGUAGACAAACGUCUAUUAUAUCAAUUGUGGCUCAGACGUCUCCCACAAAACAUCCAACAGAUACUUGCAAUUGGAGACGAAGAUGUCGAUUUUGGUAGUCUAACAGACAUAGCCGACAGAAUUUACGAGCGGUCUAAGACUCACUCUGUAUCUCACAUACAACCAAGCUCAACUUACGAGAUCGCCGAGUUACGACGAACAGUUGAUGCCUUCACUAAACAGAUAGCCCACCUCCAAUUAUUGAAUAUUCCCCACAGUAAGUGUAGAGGAACAUCCAGAAGCCGUAGACGUCGUAGUCCAAGCACUACCAGGCGGUCAAGACGCCGUACGUCUUGA